This is a messenger RNA of Danio aesculapii, 963 nucleotides long. RefSeq names its product cilia and flagella associated protein 300 (gene cfap300). NCBI's taxonomy places the organism in Eukaryota, Metazoa, Chordata, Actinopteri, Cypriniformes, Danionidae. The record is from RefSeq and is a predicted model, not a curated record. The transcript has 7 exons. Bases 3 to 797 code for a protein of 264 amino acids.
UCAUGGCGGAGGAGAAACUUUCAUUUGAACAAACGUUUAACUUUAAUCUGCUUUCCACGAAAAGCUUUAAUUUUCAGCAAGACCCUAAAACAUCACGACUUCUGAUGAAAUGGUCCAUGCUGGGUCGAAUUACAGCACACGCCUUCAACUUUGACCAAUCUUUUCAGCCUUAUAGAAGCAAUGACUUCGUCUGGAAUUUCUUUCAAGAUCCAUGCGUGAAGAACAAUUUAAAGGUCCUUGAUCACUCUGGAUCAUGGACCCUGCUGGGAGACAUAACACAUGUAAAUGUUGAAGUCGUCCCAUGUACAAAAGUUUCGGUGGAUAUAUUUGAUCCAAUUUACUCAAAUGGAAUUUUGCAUCCCUCUGGACACAUUGUCAAAUGUUACCAUGAAAUAUACCCUGACUUUGAUGAGCUACGGAUGCUUUUGCUUGAAGCAGACUCUGAACAUGAUCAUAUAAUCAGCCCCAGUGAUCGUCAGGAGUUUUUGUUCAGGCUGUUCAAACAUAUGGUCUUGGGUGGUGAACUUUGUCAAUAUGAGGAUGUCAUCGAUCCUUACAUUGAGACAGUAAAAAUAAUGUACAAAGACUUGGUCAGUGUUCAGAAGGAUACUGAUACAAAAGAGAUUAAUGUGGUCACAACAGUUUUAAAAGUUUCAGCUUAUGAUCACGUUGGAUUGUGCUACCCAUCUGCUACAGAAAAUGAACAGACGUUUGCUUACCUCUGUAUUGAUCCUUGUAAAAGGCAUGUGUAUGUUUUGUACCAUUCGUUUGGUGUAGAGGAUUUUUCAGGAAAUUGAGCGUCCUCUAUCUAGAUCUUAGCCUAUAUAAAACACUGACAUUAUAACUAGACAGUAUACGUUUUUUCCAUUCACAUGAAAUAACCAAUCAGGUGAGGAGAGCAUUUAUUAAAAAUUCAUUGUUCAAAUCAAAAUUGGUCAUCAUAUUGUUUCUAGAAUAAGAAUA